GGAAGAGGAAGAGGAGGAGGAUAGGCAGGAUUCCGUAGCCAUUUUGGCUCAAGGGUGUUGUUCGCACGGAGGUGUUCUUUGGGCAUAUUGCCAGCGAGGCGCCAUGACGCCGACGACAUUGGCAUUGAUUGUCUCAGCCCUGUUGUAUGCCAUCCUACCUGCUUCUGGCGAGAUCUUCCAUCUCGACAAGAGACUCAUCCCAGCCGCUUACUCGCUCCAGGGCCUCAUGGCCUUCACGGUCUACGUGCCUCUGGAUGGGCCGACGGCGCAAGCUGGGGGCAGCCCUUUUGUCGAGUUCAAUGGUGUACAGGCGCACUCUACCGACCUAACAAAUGAUGAUGAGACCCUUGCACACUAUGGGAGCUUCCAGCUCUCGCUGAUCAGCAUGGACGAGUACGAUCAACGUAUCAGCAAGGGCCCCACCUGCGACCACAAUGGCCAGCUGUCCAACGAAGGAGCCUCCAUGUCGAAGUACAACGUCGGUUUCGGGUUCACCAAGACGCAGUUCAUGCACAGCGAUAUCAACAAGACAGGCGUGCAUGUCCUGCUCAUGUCGAAGAGUGGAAGCUUCCCUCAAGACGAGGUAACGGGUCAGGUCGUUGUGAGGAAUACGUUCGGUUGCAUGUCCGCCAUCCAAUACCACAAGCUUCGGGAAUUCUAGAAUGCCUGCUGAUUCUGAUCACAGUGGUUUCGUCCUACUCGUCCUACCUUUUCAUCCUUGUGAUCUCGCAGGGCUGGAGGAUGACAGAGGCUCUGGAGGACUGCACGCUGGUCAAGAUUCACGUGUUCGGGCUCAUCCGGGUCUAUUUUAGAAACUUGCGUGAAGCUGCCAUGGUUCAUCGGCAUUGCUUUCACAUCUCCUCCAAUUUCGUGACCAUGACGGCCCUUGGCGCUGUGACAACCGCCAGCAUACUUUUCGCUUGGAUCCUCAUGUCCCUCGCCGGGCUCCCCAAGAGCCUCAAGAAGCGCAACCUGGAAAACCAGUUGAAGGCGGUCUCCCGUUUUGCCGUCGCCUUUCUCGUCGGGGUCGUCGCGAGCGUCCUAGGGGCGCUCGUCCAGCUCCUGGACUGCCUGGGCUCCCUGGCAGCUCCUUGGAAGCACCAGUACCUCGCCGAUGGCGGCCUUGCACAUGUCAUCAUCGUUAUGUGGAUGUGGAUGCCGUCGGCCGACUCGGGGCAGCUGGGCUACGCCGCCCCGAUCUGCCAGAACGACGAUGACGGCCUGUGGAAGGAGGACGUCGCCGACAAGUACGCGGAAGAGAACGGUGGCAGCAAGAUCGCCUUGGCCGCUGUUGGAGCGGCGGACGAUGACCUCUGAUCCCCCUGAGGGCAGGCGCUCAGCUCUAGGGGGGUAGGCAGGAUGACCUGAGUAAACCCAUGAUAUUUCGAUGAUGCUGCAGAGACCCCGGAGGAAGAACAGGAUGACCUGAGUAAGGUCAGGAUACGUCGACGAUGCUGCCGUACAUCCCAGAGGGGU
Molecule: messenger RNA, 1476 nt
Organism: Prorocentrum cordatum
Lineage: Eukaryota; Dinophyceae; Prorocentrales; Prorocentraceae
Source: the annotation of a GenBank genome assembly